AUGGCUUCCAUACAAACCUCGUCUCUACUUUCUUAUUCUUCCUUGUCUUCAAGGAAAACAAUAAAUGCUGCAAUCCACGUCCCAAAACUCCCGAGAGUUGAUGUUUCACUGCCAAAGAUACGUAUUAUAAAGAAGGCUGAGGAAUCGAAACCCAGAGAGAAGAAUACGCAGCUGCACGAUUAUAUUGAUGAACAACAGCAUUCUACAAACUCCGAUGCCCUUAUCAAACUCUGCGCAAUCCUCGAAGCUGUGGCUGACAGGGUUGAAAUGCACAAUAACAUUGGCGAGCAACGUGAUAACUGGAACACGCUGCUUUUGAACUCCAUUAACAUGAUUACACUCACUGCAACAACCAUGGCUGGUGUUGCAGCCACGUGUGGAGCUGGUGCACCACUUUUGGCUUUGAAGCUUUCUUCUGCGCUGCUGUUUUCAGCAGCCACUGGGAUGUUACUCAUCAUGAACAAGAUCCAGCCAUCUCAACUCACGGAGGAACAACGGAAUGCUUCUAGAUUGUUCAGGAACCUUCAGAGCGAAAUCGAAACCACAAUUGCAGUUGGAAACCCUACCGAGGAAGAUGUGAAGGGUGCAAUGACGAGGGUUUUGGCGCUUGACAAAGCUUUUCCACUUCCCUUGUUGGGAGGAGCUAUGCUUGAGAAAUUCCCUCAGAAGUUUGAGCCUGCUGUGUGGUGGCCUUCCAAAGUGUGCGAGGGAAAAGGAAAGCCACAGAAAAUGGGAAAAACGAAUGGAUGGAGUGAGGAACUAGAAAUGGAAAUGAGGGAGGUUGUUGAGGUGGUGAAGAGAAAAGACAGUGAGGACUAUGAAAGGCUUGGGAACAUAGCGUUGAAGAUUAACAAGAUCAUGGCCAUUUCAGGUCCUUUACUGACAGGAAUUGCAGCAACAGGAUCUGCAUUUGUAGGGAAUGAUUCUUGGUUCUCAUUAGUGCCUCUCAUGGCCGGGUCAUUGGCUGCAGUAGUUAACAGUUUUGAGCAUGCAGGGCAAGUAGGCAUGGUUUUUGAAAUGUACAGAACCUCAGGUGGGUUCUUCAAGAUGCUGGAAACCUCUGUUGAAUCAACUUUGGAAGAGGAAGAUUUGGAGAGAAGAGAAAAUGGGGAGCUAUUUGAAAUGAAGAUGGCUUUGAAGUUGGGAAGAAGUGUGUCACAACUGAGGGAACUUGCUUCUAAAUCAACUUCUUAUCGCAUGGAAGGAGUGUUUGAAAUAGACGAAUUUGCUAGCAAACUGUUCUGAGAGAAAACAUUUGUUGAAUACAUGUUCUUUCAUUCUUUUUGU
Vigna radiata var. radiata (mung bean) is the source of this 1287-nucleotide messenger RNA. Its product is annotated as probable F-box protein At4g22030. Lineage: Eukaryota; Viridiplantae; Streptophyta; Magnoliopsida; Fabales; Fabaceae. The record is from RefSeq and is a predicted model, not a curated record. The coding region runs from base 1 to 1245 and encodes 414 amino acids. The transcript has a single exon.